AUGAUUCGACGGGCAUGGACGUGCUCUCGGUGCCAGAGGGGUGUUGAGGACACACAAUUACCCUAUCACGUUCUUCACGCAGCUGCUCGUGCGCAUCUUCGGGUUUGCGUUGGUCCCAAGUUUACCAUGGCACAGAAUUUUGCCAAGUGUGUUUCGAUGAAGUUGACAAGGCAGUCCUUUGGUGCAGUAAACUGCGCCCGCACUGCGCGGCGGCGUGCUCGCCUCGGUCAGCUGUCCAUGGCUGGCAAAAACGACCACCAAGUGGUGGAGGUGCUUUGUCCUCGGGUUGAGGGCUCUUCGACGGUGACUUGGCUCUCUUGUCAGCGUUGUACACGAUUCUUUACGCACGUUGGGCAGGUUCAGGGUGGCAGUUGUCGACCGCAUGCGCGCAAAGCCAUCUUGCGGCGGAAGCAUUGCCUAUGGCGCCACCUGCGUCUUCAUCACAAUGGGCGUAUUGGCGGGCUUGCUCAGGCGUGGAGGCUGUCGUUGACUGAAGCUCGCUUACUCGAGGGGCUGGCGGAGAAGAAAUACAAGAAAGCAUGGAGGCAGGUGACGCCUCUCCAGAGCUGUUCGUGGUUGCGGGAUCUCUGCGCUGAUGGUGACGUAGAACCUCACCCGGGACCUUUACGUGCGGGUCUCCUGAACGUCAACGGCAUGGCAGGGGCAUACCGGGCCCUUGGUACAUUUGAUCGCCUGCGUUGCGGUUUUGUCGUGUUGUUGGAGACGCAGGCCAACCGACAUCAACAUGCUCAACUGCAAAAGGCGCUUCAGAAAAAGGGCUAUCGCACAUUUGGGUUCCCUGGACGUGAAGGACGUGAUGUGCGUGGACGCCCGUUUGUACGGGGUGGUUUGUUAGUGGGUGUUCUGGGCCACAUACGCGCUCGGUGUGUUCGCACUCAUUGCUCCUUGCAAGGUGACCUGCUCACCUUUGACUUCUUCUCUUGCUUCAUGGCGGUCGGCUGGCAACGUGAAGCAGGUCUCUCCCAAGGAGGGUUGGGCGAUGAGUUGGCCAUCUCGAGGCAUUUGGCGGUGGAGCGUGGCGUACCCUGGUCGGCGAUGUGUGACUGGAAUGUAACGCCGUCAGACAAUGUUCACGUGCAGCACGAUGGCUUGGAGUGGCUAGCCCCAUGUGAUUCGCAAGGCUUGCCGUUACCGUCGCGCUUUGGAUCUACAAGAUGCAUCGACUAUGUCGUUCAUGAGCAUCCUUCUCCAUGGACAACGGUGAAAUUCGGGAGCGAAGCGAUCUCGGAUCACAAAGUGCUCGUUUUCCAGGGUGCGUUUCCCGCUUACCGCGAGUGUGUGGCCUACAUGCGGCCCACGCCGCGAUAUGGUUGCCCAUCGAGUUACUCCAAAAAGCAAUGGCAGGAUCUUCUUGCACAGUGCUGGGCCCGUCGCGAUCAUCCUGUUCCGCGCGGAGAGCCCGAUGCCGAGUGGGAUGCUUUUUGUUGUGUGGUGGAGGAUGUGCUGAGAGAAGCGUCGGAUGCGGCAGAUACUAGGGUAAACAGUAUGGCCACUCGCCCUAAAGGCUCCCGCCCUUCCCUUAUGAAGCAGGGCGAGUACUGCAAGUUGGUGCAUACGCCGCACAGCUUCAAAGCUCGACAGCUUGAGAAGCUCUUGGCCCGCCUCCAUGAGGCGCAGCGUCAGCGGAUGUGUGGAGGAUGUGAUCCUCGACUUGAAGCUGCUAUUGAGCGUACGUGGCCCCCUGAGUUCCAGCCCUUCGUGGACUAUGCCUCGGCGGUCGACGUUGUGAAGGCGGAGCUUCAACAGUUGCGGGACACAGAGAUGCGACGCAGGGUUUCGUCAUGGAAGCGACGUCUCUCACAGGGUGGAAGUGAAGCUACCAGAUGGCUCAAGGCUCAGACUACAGUGGCCCCACACACUUUGCUGGUCAAACCAUCUGAGGCGGGCCUCCAGCCGCGCAUUGCUGCUUCGACUGCUGAGUUCUUUCGAGAAUUGAGGGCUUUCUGGGGUGAGAUUUGGGACAGGGCCGAUCUUCCUGAAGAGCUCCAGCGUCUUCGGGAAGGCCAACUUUCACGGCCUCAUGGUGCGCCCAUAGAGGGGGAUUGGCGGAUCUCGCCGUGUGAGUUUCGAGAGGCUCUCAAGGCCAAAGCUCAUGGUGCUGCGGGUUGUGACGGCUGGAGGCCCGAGGAGCUGUUACCACUUCCCCUGGAUACAUGGCAUUGCUUCCUGACCCUGUGGCAUGACUGGUGCGAGCGUGAUGCUUUUCCUUCAGCUCUGCAGCAUGCCAAGCAGGUCUUUUUGCCCAAAACUGAGGUCAUUGACGGCGUGGCAGCAGUGGAUGCGCUUCGUCCCAUUUGCGUUCAACCUGUAUUGUGUCGUGCCAUUUCGAGUUGUAUGGCCUCGAGAUCACAGUCGUGGAUGCUUUCCAAAGUCCGUGCUGACACUCUUGGCGCUCUCCGUGGGCGAAGCGUUGAGGCGGCCGUGCUUGCUUUGGAUGCGGCGUUUCAGCAGGAUUCCAUUUUGAUGAGCCUGGACCUCUACAAGUGCUUUGACUUAGUUUCGCCAGAGUUAGCCAUCGGUUUGCUCGAGCAUGAGGGCCUGCACCCUCAAUGGGCCCGCCACUUGAGGCACAUGUGGUGCAAGCAGAUGCGAUGGCUACAGAUUGGGGCUUGGACUGAUCCGUCGCCGGCGGAGGUCAACAAUUCUGUUCCUCAAGGGUGCGCAAUGGCGCCUUUGGCUCUAGUAUGUCUGUUGCUUGAAGCAACGUCAGAUGUGGCGAACACUGCGGCAGACCACACCUUCUGUCAAACAGUUUUUGUUGACGACCGUGCCCUGGUUGCUGUUGAACCCGCAGUUGCUGUAGGUGCAUGGCGAUGCUGGGAGUCAUGGUGUGCUAGGCUGGGCCUUCGGGAGAAUGUGAAAAAGCUGUGUGUUCUUUGCUCAGAUUCCCAGAAACGGGCCGAGCUUGUACGUCUUGGUGUUCCAGUCCAAAGUUUCGCCGAUGAGGCCAGAGUCCUUGGAGUUGAUUUUCAAACUGCAGACUGCGAGGAUUUGGCUUCCGCUUCUCAUGACCAGCGUGUGGCCGUUGCAGAGGGCAUACUGCAGCGAUUGGCUCGUCUCCCAGUCUCCAACUCGAUUAAGCGGAUGCUUUUCAGGACGAGGGCUUCUCCUUUGCUUACAUGGGGGGUGUGGUUUCAAGCUGACGACGCGGCUCUUGAUUUCAAGCUCACGACUCGCAUCAAACGUAUCGUCGGCCAAGUUACGACCAUGGGCUCACGGCAUCUAUGGCAACUACUGGAAGGACAUUGGACCUCACCAGCUUUUGCGGCUUCCGUGGCAGCAGUGGCUUCCUUCCUGCGGGCGCGACACUACUGGCUACAGCACCACGUUCUUCUUCGACCUGGGCGGUGGCUACGACGGGUUUGCGCUGUAUUUGGGGACGCGGACUUCACGCCGGUGAGGCCGACACUUUGGCGACAUCCUGCGCUGGGGCGGGUUUCCUGGACGGAACCUACUUGCCGUCUGGCAAUAGGUCGGGUGGUGCAUGCGCUACGUGAAGCACACAGGCGACGACUUUUCGACCUCUUCCUGGCUCGCGACCGGCGCGACUCACGCUUGUUGCAGCACGUGAACUAUGACGAGCAGCAGGUCCGGGCCGCUUCUCGACUAUAUGCUCAAGCUGGCGGACAUCAACGGGCAGUUAUGCAUGGAGCGGCGCUCAGCACGGCCGUCUACGGCGUCAUUCGGGAUGGAUUCGCGCCCCCGCGGUGCGAGUGGUGCAUGCAGUGGGUGGUUCCUUCCUGGGAGCACUUGGUGUGGAAUUGCGCGUUUUUCAGUCGUGGCAGACCUCCUCGACCAGCUCUUCCUCUUCGCGGACGUUUGGGCUGGCCGUGGCGGACCGUGACUCGCCAGGCGCGUAGUGUUCUGGACUUCAUGGCGGGCGUGCGUAAGCAGCUUCUGGACGUGCAUGGCUUCCACGUGGAGGCCUAG
Molecule: messenger RNA, 3951 nt
Organism: Symbiodinium natans
Lineage: Eukaryota; Dinophyceae; Suessiales; Symbiodiniaceae
Source: the annotation of a GenBank genome assembly